This is a messenger RNA of Mesocestoides corti, 432 nucleotides long. The record is from the annotation of a GenBank genome assembly. NCBI's taxonomy places the organism in Eukaryota, Metazoa, Platyhelminthes, Cestoda, Cyclophyllidea, Mesocestoididae.
AAUAAUUUUCUGGUUUUUUUUCCACCGCGUUUAGAACUACGAGAGAUCUUUGACUGCUUCGACACAGACGGAAAUGGGACGAUAAGCAAGGAAGAGUUUAGCAAAAUCUUGAGCGUAGUGAGUCUGGAAACCUCUUCCGUGCAGCUCAAACUUCUUAUGAGUCACGCGGAUAUAAAUGGCGACGGCCAGAUAGCUUUCGACGAGUUCGUUGAGUGCUUUGGAGCGAAGGAGCUCACCUCAACUCCAGACGUUGGCACUUUGUAUGAAACCUUCCGAAUCUUUGACAAGGAUGAUGAUGGAUACAUAACACCCAAGGAGCUGCAAGCCGUCCUUACUCAGAUGGGAGUUACAGUUUCUGAGUACGAGGCUGCUGAUAUUCUUUCGGAGGCUGAUAGAGAUGGCGAUGGACGCGUAACAUUUGACGGUGCGUGA